UUCCGUGUCAGUCAACAGGCUCAGAGCUGGUUGUCAACGUAAGCGUCGGAUGACAAGUUAUUAGUCUUCAUAGAGCAUACAGUUAAUUACAAAAGAAAGUAAAGUGUACUGUUGAUAAAAGAGAAUGUUAUUUGGCUGUUAAGAUUUGAGAUGCGUCCUCAUUUCAGACGAGCCUAGUUUACUGGCUCUGAGAAGCCAGCGGCUAAGUCAGCUAACUAACGUAGAUAUAAUGUCAAACUACAUGAAUUUGCUGUCUUAUCUCCACUAAGACUUACAGGAUGUCUAAUAAAGAAGUCAAAACCGCCUUGAAAAGUGCCAGAGAUGCCAUCAAAAACAAAGAAUUCAAAGAGGCUUUAAAACACUGUAAGGCAGUUUUGAAACUUGAGAAAAACAAUUACAAUGCGUGGGUCUUCAUUGGUUUGGCAGCCACUGAACUGGACCAGCCAGAUCAGGCACACACAGCUUAUACAAAAGCUGUGGAGCUGGAACCUGAACAGCUGCUGGCAUGGCAGGGAUUAGUAAAUCUUUAUGAGAAGAUAGAUCAGUGGGACUUCAAAACUGAGCUGCCUCAUGCCUAUCAGAAGCUUAUUGACCUGUAUGCAAGGUCUGACAAAAAUAAAUGCUAUGAGGUGAUCAAAAAACUGUCAGAUAUCUAUCAGUCUGACAAAGAAUAUUCAAAGUUGGCAAAGGUCUGGCUGCAGCUCAUACAGCUGAAGGAAGAAGAUGGUGCAGAAAAGGAAGAGUUACAGCAUCUAUGGCUGCAGAUGACACAGAUUCUUUCAGACUGUCUUAACGGCGAGGUGCAAGACAAAGAAGCUCAACACCAUUUAAUCACCGCAUUUGAAAAGGCCAUGGUUCUCCUUAGUCCUGUCCCAGGAGAUGAGCACAGGAAACUCUCAGCUGAAUAUGUCAAAUGUCUUUCUAAACUUCCACAAGAAGAAGCCAAAUUGAGAGAAGCUUGUGACUCCAUGCUGUCCCUCUAUCCAGACCAAAGUUAUCCACUGGAAGUUCUUUGUUCUCACUACCUCCAAGCAGGUAUCCAGACUGAGGACGCAGUGAGUUGUUAUUCUCGGCUCCUGGAUCUGGUCCCAAAUAGUGGGUUGGGUCACAUGGGUCUAGGCACCAAAGCUCUCCAGGAUGGCAGAUAUGAAGAUGCCAUCAAGGACCUUGCACAAGGAUUGAAGAAAAUUACUUCAAGUUCAGGAUGGUACAGCCUGGCUCAAGCUCAGCUUAAAGCACACAGAUAUUUAGACAGCGCUACGUCGUGCUCCCAAGGUCUGACAGUUUGCAUGUCCGGAGACAAGGAGCUGAGGUCCAGAUUGCUCACAGUCAGACUCGAGGCUUUAGUCAGGAGUGGGUCAGAGCUCGCUGCCCAGCAGGCUUUAGAGACGUUUUCUCAGAUCCAAGAUGCUGACAAAGACCCAGUUCUGGUAGCCCUUAAAGGGCGUUCACACCUUAACAACGGACAGGUUGAAGAAGCACUUAAGGUGUCAUCAGAGCUGGUGGCUUCUAACCCAAACCUAUCUCAUGUUUUGGUGCUACAAGGGCUGGUCCAGGUUGCUCAAGACCAGCAAAGUCUAGCAGAGCAGAGUUUCCUCAAAGCAGUAAGCCAAAGCCCGGACUGUGGAGAGUACUAUUUCUUGCUUGGACAACUUUAUUGGAACAUGGGAGAAGAGAGCCGUAAAGAUCGCCGCAAAGCCCACACACAUUUGCUGAAGGCUGCCAAGUUGGACCCACACCUUGGAUCUGCAUUCCGCUACCUUGGACAUUAUUACCGGGUGGUGGGGAAUGAUCACGGCCGUGCACGAGGCUGCUAUAAGAAGGCAUUUGAGUUAGAUGGCAGUGAUACUGAGUCUGGAGCUGCCUCAGUGGAUCUCAGUAUGGAACAGGAAGAUAUGGACACUGCCUUAGCGAUACUUCAGUCUGUGACAGAAAAAGCCACCCCAGGCUCAGCUAAGUGGGCCUGGAUGAGACAAGGCCUUUACUAUCUGAAGGUUGACCAGCAUCAAAAGGCUAUCUCUGAUCUGCAGGCUGCUCUAAGAGCAGACCCUGAGGAUUGGGUUUGUUGGGAGUGUUUGGGCGAGGCCUAUCUAAACCGCCGGAGUUUCACAGCAGCCCUGAAAGCAUUUGGUAAGGCCCACCAGCUUCAGCCCUCCUCAAUCUACAGUGUCUACCAGGCUGCUGCAAUCAAACAGACCCUGGGCAAGUUCAAAGAGGCAGUUGCAGAGUACUUGCAGAUAACAUCUCAGCAGGAUUACGUACCUGCUCUCAAAGGUCUUGGAGAGUGCCAGCUGUCUUUGGCAAAAGGAUUACUUGAAGACUGCAGAGAUGGAAGAGCUAUUGAUCUCAUUCAGCAAGCUGUUCAAAACCUUUUUAGAGCUGUGGAACUGCGGCCAGACCUUUCCUGUCUGUGGAAGCUGCUGGGCGAUGCCUGCACCACAGUGAGCAUUGUGUCUCCAAACAGAGCCCAAGUGUUAGUGCCAGCUCCUUUAGCUGGGUUAGACCCCAACUCCAUGGGUCACAUGCUCAACCAGACCCAAACACUGAAAGUCGGUGAGAGGUGUUAUGCUCGUGCUUUGAAGCUAAUGGCUGAGGCUCCCAGCCUCUGGUAUGACCUCGGACUCAACUAUUACCACCAGGCCAGCCUACCGUGCUCCACUGAGGGCAGCCAGAGCUCAUCAUCUGAGCUUCUAGAGAAGGCCCAGCAGUGUUUGAAAAAGGCUAUCAUGAUGGACAGUGGGAUCCACACUUAUUGGAAUGCCUUGGGAGUGAUUUCCAUGGGCAAAGGAGUGGAAAACUUUGCUCUGGCCCAACAUUGCUUCAUCAAGUCCAUUCAAGUUGAAUCAAAUAAUGCUGUUGCCUGGACCAACCUUGGAGCUCUCUAUUUGAAGAAGGACAACAUAGAGCUUGCACAUGAGGCAUUCAAGAUUGCACAGUCUCUGGAGCCACUUUAUGUCACCUGCUGGAUUGGACAGGCUCUGAUAGCAGAGAAAGUAGGAAGUUAUGACACGAUGGAUCUUUUCAGACACACAACUGAGCUCAGCACACAUAUGGAGGGAGUGAAAGGCUAUGCAUACUGGGUGUGUACCACUCUGCUGGAUAAGAGCAACAGAGCGUCAGAGCUGUACCGCUACAACAUAGUACAGAUGAAUGCCGUCUCUGCGGCACAGGUCGCACUCAGCAAAUACACAGAGAGGAUCCAGUCUGACCCUGAAGCUUUCAUUAUGCUGGGUUUCCUGAAUGAGCAUCUUCAACUGAAAAUGCAGACGUUGCAUGCGUAUAAACGAGCUGUUGAACUGCUUCGGGCCAGGUCUUCAGCAGAAGGGUUGUCUUUUGCACUGGGCAGCUACGGCCGUGCUUUGUGCACCUCCGGCCAAUGGGAGGACGCUAUUCAAGCUUAUGCUUCCACUCCACUACAAGAGCUCAGUGACCUGGUUGGGCUGGCUUUGGCCUACUGCCGGGCAGGCCUCAUCUCAGAGAGCCGCAGCACCUAUGAGCGUUCUCUUGCUGUUGCCUCUAGCGAGAAGGAGAAAGCGUACAUCUGGACUGCUCUAGCCCUCCUGCAUCACAGGCAGGGUGACGUGGACUCAGCUAAGACUCUGUUGUUUAAAUGCUCCAUGGUGAAGGACUCGAUCUCAGAAUCCCUGCUCUGUUUAUGUGCUCUGGGUCUAGUCCAUGGUGAUGCGGCGCUAGCCAGCGCUGCUCUGUCUGAGCUGCUGAAACAAGACCCAGCUACUGAAAGCGUUAUCGAGCAGCGAUGUCUGCUCACCUGCACCCUGCUCGCCCUGCAGGGAAACUACAGUGCAUUGCAGAGGGAGGCUUCCAGAGCUGUUCACAGUAACCCUGGUAGCCCGAACCUGUGGGCCCUGCUGUCUCGACUGGUACCACAAUACUUUCCCAAAAAGGCAAAUGGUGGAGCAGUGGCCGGUCAUGUUGCCUGUCUCUCCAGUAUGUCUCAAGGAAAGAGGGCACUGUUGUACAGUGGAGUCAACCAGCUGGCUGGAGGUAGACACUCAGGAGAGGACAGACACAGGAAUGCACUGAAGACUAUGCAGAAAGCUGUGCUGCUCUGCCCUGAUGAUCCAGCCACGUGGGCAGGAUUAAUGGCUGCCUGUCACACAGAAAACACUUCCUGUUAUCUUUAUGGCUCUGCACCUUGUAGAAGAGGACUGGAACAAAUCCUCAUGUCAGUGGUUUCAGAGAAAGUGCGUAAUGUGGAGGAAAUAGAGCGCCCUCUAGCCCAGACACUUGAAGCCUGGGUGCUGCAGCAGGCAGUGACUGGUCUUGUGUUCGGAGGACAGCUGGAUCAGGCCGAGGCCCUCUGCUCACAGGUGUUGGAUAUUUCUUCACAACACCCAACAGUGAUGUUAGCACUGAGACAGUUACAGUGUCAGCGCCUCCUUCUGGCCAGUGAUGGUCAUACCCUCCCAGAAUCUGUGCUGCAGCAGCUCAGCAGCACUGUUAUGAUGAACCCCACUAACUUUGGCGCGUGGCACUGGCUGGCUGAGGUGUAUCGUAGCCAGUGCAUGCUGGUCCAGGCAGUCAUGGUUUACAGACAGAGUCUGAAGCUUGCUCUCCAGCUGGGCCUGCAGAGCAGUCAGGUCACCACCCUGCUCCGACUGGCCCUGCUGACCCUCAGACCCUGCAUGGCAGGUGUCUCAGUAAAUGAUUGGAAGGACCUGGUCCAAGAAGCCACCACUGAAGUGCUGAAGCUGGAGUCAUCCCCUGUAGCUCUUCUCUUCCAGGCUCUGUUUCAAUAUGCAACAAAGAUGGGUGCCAGGGAAACCAGGCGGUUGUUGGAGAGGCUUGUAUAUGUCACGGCUCAGGACAUCCCAGUGACAGCAGUGCAGGUGGCCAGCUGGUACCUGCUGAGACACUUGCAUGCAAAAAAUGACCAGGAGCUCACAGAUGUCCUUUUACAACAUGCCAGAAGUUGUGGAGACCAAAGACUGCUGGACUUUCAUUCACUGCUUAAUUCUUCAUCAUCAUGAAUUGUUCAAAUCCACAACAAGCAACAGAUUUACAAACUGGCUGCUGACAAAGUAAUCAUAAACCAAUAAGAAGUUAACUUUUCCCGGCUUCCCAAUUAAAUAAUCACAAACGGAUCCAGUGUUGGUUUGAUACCAUGAAAAUAACAUUUAAUCAUUCGGUGAUAAUAAAUCCUGACAAAUGA
Messenger RNA from Thalassophryne amazonica, 5173 nucleotides. It is a transcript of the gene skic3, whose product is annotated as tetratricopeptide repeat domain 37. Lineage: Eukaryota; Metazoa; Chordata; Actinopteri; Batrachoidiformes; Batrachoididae. Gene Ontology annotation, cellular component: Ski complex. The record is from RefSeq and is a predicted model, not a curated record. Gene Ontology annotation, molecular function: protein binding. The transcript has 41 exons. Bases 279 to 4991 code for a protein of 1570 amino acids.